AUGCAGCCCCUGGUGAUGCAGGAAUGGCCUUACGUCCUCCCACCAUGUCCUGAGUGGCACGGCGCGGCCCCGGCGCGGCACAGCGGCGCUGCCCACCCGCUGCCUCAGGUUAAAGGCUCUCAGGAUGGCGCAGGACCUUCGUGUGUAAGCCCCCGGGCUCCCAGCAGUGUUGCUGGGCCCCAGAACCCUCUGGAGAUGAAUCUUUGUUGGAACGAGAUCAAAAAGAAAUCCCACAGCCUUCGGGCUCGGCUGGAGGCCUUCUCCGACCACAGCGGGAAGCUGCAGGUGCCCCUGCAGGAGAUCAUCGACUGGCUGGGGCAGAAGGAUGAGGAGCUGUCGGCGCAGCUGCCUCUGCGCGGGGACGUCCUGCUGGUGCAGCAGGAGAAGGAGACGCACGCGGCUUUCAUGGAAGAAGUGAAGUCCCGGGGGCCAUAUAUUUACUCUGUCCUGGAGUCAGCACAGGCUUUCCUUUCCCAGCAUCCGUUUGAGGAACUGGAAGAGCCAAAUUCAGAAAUCAAAGAUGUCUCUCCCCGGCACCGCAUCCAGAACAUCAGCCGCUUUGUCUGGAAGCAGGCGAACGUGGCCAGCGAGCUGUGGGAGAAGCUCACGGCCCGCUGCGUGGACCAGCACCGGCACAUCGAGCGGACGCUGGAGCAGCUGCUGGAGAUCAAAGGGGCCAUGGAGGAGCUCAGCACGACGCUGGACCAGGCUGAAAGCGUGCGUGAGACCUGGGAGCCCAUCGGGGACCUCUUCAUCGACUCCUUGCCAGAGCACAUCCAGUCGACCAAGCUCUUCAAGGACGAGCUCUCUCCCAUGAAGGACGGGGUGAAAGUGGUCAAUGACCUGGCACACCAGCUCGCCAUCUCGGAUGUCCACCUGUCCAUGGAGAACUCCCGCACUCUGGAGCACAUCAACACGCGCUGGAAGCAGCUGCAGGCCUCCAUAAACGAACGCCUGAAGCAGCUCCAAGAUGCCCACCGGGACUUCGGGCCGGGCUCCCAGCACUUCCUCUCCUCCUCGGUCCAGGUGCCCUGGGAGCGAGCCAUCUCCCCCAACAAAGUGCCGUACUACAUCAACCACCAGGCCCAGACAACGUGCUGGGACCACCCCAAGAUGACGGAGCUGUACCAGACGCUGGCGGAUUUGAACAACAUCAAGUUCUCGGCGUAUCGGACGGCUAUGAAGCUGCGGCGGGUGCAAAAAGCCCUGCGAUUGGACAUGGUGACCCUGGCCACAGCCCUGGAAAUCUUCAACGAGCACGACCUGCAGCCCAGCGACCGGGCGAUGGACGUGGUGGAGGUGAUCCACUGCCUGACCGCCCUCUACGAGAGGCUGGAGGAGGAGCGGGGCAUCCUGGUGAACGUGCCGCUCUGCGUCGACAUGAGCCUCAACUGGCUGCUCAACGUCUUCGACAGCGGCCGCAGCGGGAAGAUGAGGGCCCUCUCCUUCAAGACGGGCAUUGCAUGUCUGUGCGGGACGGAGGUCAAGGAGAAGUUCCAGUACCUCUUCAGCCAAGUGGCGAACGCCGGGGGCCUGUGCGACCAGCGGCACCUGGGUGUCCUGCUCCACGAGGCCAUCCAGGUCCCGCGCCAGCUGGGGGAGGUGGCGGCCUUCGGGGGCAGCAACGUGGAGCCCAGCAUCCGCAGCUGCUUCCGAUUCAGCCACGGCAAGUCUGCCAUCGAGGCGUCCCAGUUCCUGGAGUGGGCCAACCUGGAGCCGCAGUCCAUGGUGUGGCUGGCCGUGCUGCACCGCGUCACCAUGGCCGAGCAGGUGAAGCACCAGACCAAGUGCUCCGUCUGCCGGCAGUGCCCCAUCAAGGGCUUCAGGUAUCGGAGCCUGAAGCAGUUCAACGUGGAUAUCUGCCAGACCUGCUUCCUCACCGGGCGAGCCAGCAAGGGCAACAAGCUGCACUACCCCAUCAUGGAGUACUACACCCCGACCACCUCCAGCGAGAACAUGCGGGACUUUGCCACCACGCUGAAGAACAAGUUUCGCUCCAAGCAGUACUUCAGCAAGCACCCGCAGAGAGGAUACCUGCCCGUCCAGUCCGUGCUGGAGGCUGACUUCUCCGAGACCCCAGCCUCCUCCCCGAUGCUGCCGCACGCUGACACCCACUCCCGGAUCGAGCACUUUGCCAGCAGGCUUGCAGAGAUGGAAAACCAGAACUGUUCCUUCUUCAGCGACAGCCUGUCCCCUGAUGAUAGCCUGGAUGAGGACCAGUACCUGCUGCGCCACUCCAGCCCCAUCACGGACCGAGAGCCCGCGGGCAGCCAGCAGGUCCCGGGAAGCCUGCCCAUGGAUGACAAGGGGGAGCUGGAGCGCAUCCUGGCCCACCUGGAGGAUGAAAACAGGAUCCUCCAGGGAGAGCUGAGGCGUUUGAAAUGGCAGCACGAUGAGGCCGUGGAGUCCCCGACUUUGGCCACAGGCUCCCCCGAGCUGGUGCAAGACCCCCGCAACGACGAGCUCCUGGCAGAAGCACGAAUCCUCCGGCAGCACAAGAGCCGCCUGGAGACGCGCAUGCAGAUCCUGGAGGACCACAACAAGCAGCUGGAGUCCCAGCUGCACCGGCUCAGAGAGCUGCUGCUGCAGCCUCCGGCAGAGUCAGAUGGCAACGGUUCAGCGGCAUCUUCCCUGGCUUCAUCCCCGCACCAGUCCGAAGGCAGCCAGGCAAAGGAGAAGGAGCACAACACCCCCGACACCGAAACCGCAGGUGAGGAUGAGGUGGAGGCCAAGACGCAAGAGGUCAGCGUGUGCCUGGAGGACAUCAUGGAGAAGCUGCGGAGCGCCUUCCCCAGCUCUCGAGGUACUCGAGCGAAAUCCCCCUCUCUGGCCUCCUACUGCUCCCUCAGAUGA
Cygnus atratus (black swan) is the source of this 2853-nucleotide messenger RNA. RefSeq names its product dystrophin related protein 2 (gene DRP2). The transcript has 22 exons. Gene Ontology annotation, cellular component: plasma membrane. Gene Ontology annotation, biological process: synaptic signaling. The record is from RefSeq and is a predicted model, not a curated record. Bases 1 to 2853 code for a protein of 950 amino acids. Gene Ontology annotation, molecular function: protein binding; zinc ion binding. NCBI's taxonomy places the organism in Eukaryota, Metazoa, Chordata, Aves, Anseriformes, Anatidae.